AAUGCCUCGCUUCUGUGAAUUUCAAUCAAAGCGUACUUCAACCGAUGAUGACAGAGUUUUCGAUGAUUGGGGCGUAAGCCGCUUAGGCUUUGCACAUGGAAAAACCCACAGAACCACAUACUUGAACCACCCAAUUGAACCACCCAAUUGAGCCGCCCACAUGAACGAAAACAGACACAUCGGCCCACCCGCAAUCGCACCAUCAGUUUUUGGUAUAGUAUUUUGGCAAAAGCGAUUAAUUUCGAGUAAUUGCAACUUAAUGAAAAUCAUUGAAUUGUACAAAUUAAUGGGAAUGUCUUCAGCAUUCUGAUUUUCAGACAUCCAUGUGUGUUUUAGUGCCUGUUAAUUAAUGCUUUGAUGAACCGCACUCAACCACUUGGCCGUUUUCCACCUGCAAAAGGCCCAAAGUCCCGGAGAAUUCAGAUGCCGAACCGAUUUUCAUCUGCGGCAAUUGCGGAUUUUGGCCCGGAAUUGUAAGCGUUUGCCAUUCGCCAUCGGGGCGGAAUGCCAAUAGGUUUAUCGUGUCUAUUUGCCUAUUUUAGCAGAAAAUUAUAUUAAUUUGAUUGAUUGAUCUGCGGAGCAAGGACAAAACAGCGACCAAAUGCAAGAUGAAUCCGGAUCAACCGAUGCCAAUGCAAACCGGGGCGCCCCCGCCGCCGCCGCCCUCGCAGCUGACCGCUGCCCCGCCCACCGGCUCAAUGGCCACAACCACAGCGCCGCCACACUACGGCAGCGGAAUGGGGAUCCAGAUGCCGCCCACCUCGUCCGCCGGCGGAACCGCCGGCAACUACGUGUCAAUCGGCAUCCUGCCCAGCAUGUCGCCCGCCCAGCUGCCCCCGCUCCUCCUGCCCGCCCCGCCCCCCGCGACGACGACCUUCAAGACCACGCCCCUGCUGCCCAUGCCCACGCUCGAGGACAUUGAGGUGGCCAACCAGACGGGCGGCCAAAGUGGCCAGGUGAUUGUAUCCUUGGCGCAAACUUCAAUGGCGCCGCCGGGUAUAUUGAAGUAUCCCACGGCGAGUUAUGUGAACGAUUUGAUGGCACCGCCGCCCACCAUGUCGCUGCCCCUGCCCCUGCCCAUGCCCCUCACCUCGACUGUCAGUACCGCCGGCAGCAACAACAUAAGCGCAAGCAACAACAGCAAUUGCGGUACGCUUAAAAGCAAUGCCAAACUUUUGCCGCUGCAGCUGAUGGCCACGCCCCCCAGCCGCAAGGAGGCGCAGGCGGUAUCGAUUCAGGCCCAAGCGCAGGUGCAACACCAAUUGCAGCAGCAACACCAGCAGCAACAGCAGCAUCAGCAGCAACAGCAACAGCAACAACAACAGCAGCAACGGCAAAGAAAGCGGCAGGGAUUUUGCUCCUGCUUCGGUUCGGGGGGCGGCAGAGGGGGAGGGGCAGGUGGAGAGUGUCCUGGUGAGACCGGAAAGACACCGCCCGGAUACGGAAGCAAGGACAACGGCAAGAAGAAGAAUCGCAAGGCCACCACGCAAACCGUCUGGUCCGCCCUCCUCACAAAUCUCGGCAUCUGCAUGCUGCUGCUCGCCUACACUUUGCUCGGCUCCUUCAUCUUCCUGACCAUCGAGAACGAGGACUCGGCCCUGCUGCAUCAGCAGCACACUUUGGCCAGCACCAAGCGCAAUAUGGCUGGCCUUGGUAUCGGAAUCGGGAUCGGGAACAGUGUCUACCAGCAGAGGACAUCGCAGCAGCAGCAGCAGCAGCAGCAGCAGCAAGGACAUCAAGCGGUACAGGGUCGUCCGGCGGACAAUGACACGGUCGCCGCCGCCGUCGCCGCCCAAGGAAUGCCGUCCGGAAAUGCCAACGACUUCGUCUACGGCGUGGACGAUGCGGCAGACUUGGAGGCCGGCGGCAUGCCUCAAUUCGCCCUCUCGCCGGACACCUACGAUGUACGGCAGCGGACCAUCGAGAAUAUCUGGGACAUCACCGUCUCGCUCAACAUUCUCUACAAGGAGAACUGGACAAAAUUAGCCGCACUUGAAAUAGCCAAGUUUCAAGACCAAUUAAUCAAGAGACUGAACGAGGAUGUUAUGCUGCAAUUAUCGCACGACGAUGUGGCCAACGCCCCCUCCUCAUCCUCCUCGGGCGCCUCUGGUGUGCCGGGCAACAAUCCGGCCACGGAAGCCGUGCUCCUUCACACACACUAUCACCAUCACCGCGCCGGAGGCGUCGGGGGCGUGGCAGUGGGCGGGGGACCGCCGCAUGAGUGGAAUUUUGCCAAAGCGUUUUUGUACUCGCUGACCGUUUUGACCACAAUUGGCUAUGGGAACGUUGCACCGCGGACGACGCUCGGAAGGAUCGUGACCCUGGCGUACGCCUUCUUUGGCAUCCCAUUGACCUUGGUCUAUCUGAGCAGCACGGGCAGCAUUUUGGCCCGGGUGGCCCGCGAGGUCUUCUCGAAGGCCCUGUGCUGCUGUCUUUGCUCGAAUUGCGGCUACUGCUGUUACGACGAGAAGCGGAUGGCCGAAAAGGAGCGCCGGAUGCGACGGAAGAGACAGCAGGAGGAGUUGCGCAAACAGCAGGCCGUGAUGCAGGAGCCGUAUUACGUGAGGGAUGUCUUUCAUGCCACACCCGAGAAGGACGCGGUGGGUGGUGGAGCUCCGCCACCGAAUGCUGGUGGACCUGGAGGCGGAUCUGCUGGUGGUGGAGGUUUGGCCGACAUCGACUCGCUUAGUGCCAGCGAAUCAAGGGGCUCCAUGCAUGGCCUCAGUAUCCUGGCUCCCAUUCUCCUCUGCUUCUCCAUGAUGAUCAUCUAUAUUGUUUUCGGCGCCGCCGUCUUAUAUCGCUUGGAGAACUGGCCCAUCCUGGAUGGCAUAUACUUUUGCUUCAUGAGCCUGUCCACGAUUGGUUUUGGCGAUAUGUUGCCGGGCUUGCGUAGGGAAUCGAAUGCCACCACCUGGUUUUGUUCGGUUUACAUAAUGUCGGGCAUGACCCUAACGGCCAUGUGUUUCAAUGUCAUCCACGAGGAGAUCGUCCAUCGAAUUCGCAUAGUGGUGGAGUUCAAGAAGUCGAGUGCUGCGAAUUCCGGCGGCAGUGUGUCGGGUGGUCCAGGUGGUGCCGGCAAUGCCGGUGGCUCGAUGAUGGAUGUGGCGCACGAGGAGAGUGGUCAGUACUAUGUGCCAGCAUCUUGACACUACGAGAAGCGAGGGCAUCUCUACCAGCGCAACCCCACCGAAGAGACCCUGGUGACAGACACACCCACAUCGCUGGUACUGAAGGACUAUGUAAACCACGAGCUGGUGCCCAUCCUCACAAUGGAUCCGAAUGGCGCCCGCCUGGCCCCCGCCCCCGCCUACACGCCCGCCCCCACUUCGGCGGUAAUUCCCGG
Messenger RNA from Drosophila gunungcola (fruit fly), 3343 nucleotides. RefSeq lists its product as uncharacterized. Lineage: Eukaryota; Metazoa; Arthropoda; Insecta; Diptera; Drosophilidae. The record is from RefSeq and is a predicted model, not a curated record. Gene Ontology annotation, biological process: stabilization of membrane potential; potassium ion transmembrane transport. Gene Ontology annotation, molecular function: potassium ion leak channel activity. Gene Ontology annotation, cellular component: membrane.